This is a messenger RNA of Staurois parvus, 475 nucleotides long. The record is from the annotation of a GenBank genome assembly. Lineage: Eukaryota; Metazoa; Chordata; Amphibia; Anura; Ranidae.
AUGGGCCCCUGUACCGCCUCCUCAUGCUGCUGCCAGGCCCGUAAUCUGCCAUGGGCCCCCGUACCGACUCCUCAUGCUGCUGCCAGGCCCGUAAUCUGUCAUGGGCCCCUGUACCGCCUCCUCAUGCUGCUGCCAGGUCCAGAGUGUGUCAUGGGUCCCUGUACGGCCUCCCAUUGCUGCUGUCUCCAUCGCCACACUCUGCCAUGUGCCACUUUUCAGGUCUCCUCACACUGCUGGUGGGUUCCAUUUUUUCAUAGGGUGCUGUAUGGCCUCCCAUUGCUGCUGCCUCCACCGCCACACUGUGGCUCCACACUCUGGUUUUGGCCCCGUGACUGCCCAAAUGAGUGAAGUGUGCGGCGAUUCUAAGAUCGACGGCACUCAUCUGCAUGUCAUACUGACUGACAGUAUUAUUUCUCUUCCCCAGCAGACUCCAAGGGCAUUUAAAUUAAAGGUACAGUGUUCUGCACUAAUAUAA